GCAAGGGCGGGGAGACGAGAGCAGGGCCAGCCUUCCCGCGCCGCUGUGUUUACAACCGAAGCCGACUCUUCCGGGCUGCCCUCUCCAGGCUCGGCCUGCUGCCCCCACUAAACCUUCCUCGCUCGCUCUUCCAGGCCGGGUCAAUGCGGUGCCUUCCGCCGCCGGGCCAUGGACACCAGCGACCUCUUCACCAGCUGCAAAAAGGGCGAUGUUUGCCGAGUGCGAUACCUUCUUGAACAGAGAGAUGUUGAAAUCAAUGUCCGAGAUAAAUGGGACAGUACUCCUUUGUAUUAUGCUUGUCUCUGUGGACAUGAAGAGCUUGUUCAGUACCUUCUGGCCAAUGGUGCAAAAUGUGAAGCAAACACCUUUGAUGGGGAGCGCUGUUUAUAUGGGGCCUUGAGUGAUGCUAUCCGGCGGGUGCUGAAGGAAUACAAGCAGAUCACAGCAAAGUGCAUGAAGAGGGACUACUAUGAUGUCUUCCUGCAACGGCUUCUGGAACAGGGCUACCAAAGUGACAUUGUCUUUAUUGUCCAUGGGAAAUCUUUCUGUGCCCAUCGCUGCAUACUUGGUGCCCGAAGUGCAUAUUUUGCAGAAAUGUUUGAGAGCAAGUGGAAAGGGAAGAAUGUCAUAGUGCUCAAGCAUCCACUGAUCAAUCCAGCUGCCUUUGGCUCCCUUCUGCAGUACCUCUAUACAGGGCGUUUAGACAUAGAUGUUGAAUAUGUGAAUGACUGCAAAAGAUUGGCCAAACAAUGUUGGCUCCAGGAUCUCAUUGAUGACUUGGAAACGAAAUGUAAAAAGGUGUACGAAUUCGUCUCCUCCAAGCCAGGAACUUGUGUGAAGGUACUGACAAUUGAGCCCCCAGGUAACUCACGGCUGCAGGAAGACCUGGCUCUGCUAGCAGACUGUGCCCUGCCAGCUGAACUCAGGGUAGGUUUUGGAGAGUUACCAUUUGACAGCACUGACAGCUUCAGCAGCUGUCCUGACGUAUGUUUCCGGGUGGCAGACUACAAUUUCUUGUGUCACAAGGCAUUUUUCUGUGGCCGCAGUGACUAUUUCAAAGCUCUCCUGGAGGAUCAUUUCUCUGAAAGUGAGGAGCUGCAGAGCCAGCCCAGCAUCCCUGUGGUGACCCUUCAUGACAUUUCAGAGGAGAUCUUCAUCAGGGUCCUCUAUUAUAUCUACAGUGAUGACACAGAGCUUUCUCCUGAGAAUGCCUAUGAGGUGUUGUGUGUCGCAGACAUAUACCUGUUACCUGGGCUCAAGCGUCUGUGUGGGAGAACUUUGGCCCAGGUUCUUGAUGAAGAUAGUGUGGUCAGCAUCUGGAAGAUUGCAAAGCUGUUCCAGCUGACUCGGCUGGAGGACCAGUGCACAGAAUACAUGGCAAAGAUCAUUGAGAAGCUGGUGGAGCUUGAGGAGUUUGCAGUGGCAGUGAAGGAGAAUGCCGAGGCAGUGGAAGAACGGCAGGAGACAGACUCCAUCCCUCUUGUUGAUGACAUCCGUUUCCACAUAACCAGCAACGUGCAAACAUACAGUGCUAUUGAAGAAGCUAACCAAAAACUGGAAGCUCUGGAUAAUCUUCUGGGCAGUAUAGGACUUGAAUGCUAAUCUGGAAAAUCUCCUUUGUGACUGUAUGGCGGAUCAGCUCAAAGUUCAGUUACCGAUGCUAUUCUCAUCUUUUCUUCCCUCCUUGCCCCUGAAUGUUAUAGCUCCAUUCACUUUUUGUGCAUACUAUCAGUUUCUAAUGUCUUUAGUAUCUUGACUGAUAUUUUUUUCCUUUCCCAAGAAUUAUGUCUCAAAAGCAGUUCACAUUUUGGAAAGAAAACAGUUUGUAUUGAUAGCACAAGUCCAAUUUAAGGAAAGUAUGAUUUGGCACAUUGUGAUAUCACCAGAUGUCACAGACCAACAGUGUCUACUGAAAAUUGGUGUAACCUGCAGAGGAUUGGCACAACAGGUUCCUGCUAGAAGACCAAAGCAGAUGAAAUUCAAGACCGUGGCCAGUUAAGAUUAAACCAGGUUGUCUUCCAUGGCCCAUAUUUUACAGGAGAAAUUAGAUGCUUUUACAAAGCUGUAGGUGUGUUGUAUUCAUGCAGUGCCAUGAUAACUACAUUUACAUGAUAACUACAUGAUAACUAACCCUAACCCAUAACUACCCUUGCAGAAAAGGCUGCGUCUAUUCAUACUGCAACCUCAUUUACAUGAGAUUUACAUCAGCCUUCCCCAACCUUGUGCCUUCCAGACAUGUUUGGAUUUUUACACCCACAGUUCCCAGCCAAUGGUCCUUCUGGAUAGGAAUUCUGGAAGUUGCAGUCCAAAUGCCUCUGAAAGCCCCCAGGUUGAGGAAGACUGAUUUACAGUGUAAGCAGAAGAAAAAACUCAGGUUUCUGUUUUGAUCUUCCAGAAGCUCAUGUUAAUUUGCAAGUUUGGUUUUCUUAUUCCCCAUUUUCAUUACACUCUAUAGUGUGGCAUUCUACCAAAUUGCAUGGCUUGGCAUUUGUCUUGAGUGCAAAAGCACAUGGCUGCCUACUGCAUUGAAACUGCUGCCUUUGUAGGGUGCACUCAACUGUGAAGGUGCAGCAGGAAACGUUGCUUCAUACCUGUUUCACUGCAAGCACAAUCAUGGCAUUUCUUAGAUUUCACUGGAUUCGAGGGAUUAGUUGAUGUGAUCUACCAACACUUCAGAAUCUGGUGUGGAAUGGGUGUGUGCAUGCUUGCAUGAUUCUGUGAUGGACAGAUACAAUAGUUUUCCUUUGCAGUGGAAGCAAAAAUUAACCCUGUGCAGAUGCUGGUGUUCGGUGGGAUGAAGGAAUUACUGUCAUGCUGACUGGGUCCGCCUCUUGACACACCCAGUGUCCACACAUUUAACGUCCACAGUUGUGUACACCAGUGCACAUAGGGGGCUCUUAUGUCUGGAACACACAUGCAGAUCCUUAUGUAAAUAUGAUAUUCAGCACUUAGCUGUUGGAUGCACUGACAGUGUCAGGUCAAAUGUCGUAUCCUUAUACAAUAGCUAUGUUUAUUUUGUCCAAUGACAUUAGAAGCUAUAAAUGGUUUUGUCAAGUUGAUUAUUAUGGCUGCUAAGAGUUGUAAGAGAAGUAAAUCCUUUCCUAACUUGGCAAAGUGGGACAAGGUUCUCCUGUUCUGUGCUGGAAAAUAACUACAAGCAAAGCGGUGAGCCUAGGACACAGAAGUUCUUAUAGUUAGUAUUAGUUACGAGCCGUUCAUCCAUCAAUUGCAAUAACAUGGAGAGCUGGAGGAAGGUAUAACCUGGGCUGUAUAGUGCCAUUCCAGCUUCAGUGUAAGCAUUUAUCCCUGCUGAAUUUGGUAAAAAUCAGAUACACUCUUUAGGCUGCUUGAGUUAGUGGGUUUUAAAGGCAAACAACUCUUAAAUUUUCCAAGCAAUCACUUCUUUGAGACUUCAGCAUGUUCUCUCUGGCUUGCAAGAGUAGUUUAGGGAGGUUUGGGGAGAAAAUGAGAAAUGCAGGAAAAGGGUGUGUUGCUAAACCUGGACAUUUUAACACUGGCCAAGGAAUUGCCAGGCUCUUAACACAUUACAUCUUUAGGAUUGUGCACUUAUGAAUACAAACCUGAUAGGGAAAUAGGUACAGUCCAUUUUGGGGGAUCAUUGUUCAUGUACAGUGAUUGCUGCUAAGUGUCACUGCAAUUCCAUUCAUAGGUUAGUUACCUUUAGUGGCAGCAUUGGUCCUGCCGAUGUGAUAUUGUGCCCCUAUUUUCUAACUUCCCAUGCUCUGCUUGCAACCGAAGUGAGGCCAAGAAUGUGUUUCUUCCUUUCCAUGGCCAGGGCCGUGGUGAAGUCAGAAUGCUAUCUGCACCUCCGACCUCAGUUUUCUGUCUAUUUUCUUAUUGUAACCGGGUUCUAGGCAACCGUAUAAGCUGGGCUGUUACCUGCCAAACUAGGCAUACCUUUUGUUAAGUGCUUUGUGCCAGAGUUGAGGUACAGCAGUAGGUGGUAGAUGUGUAUGCCCAGCAGUGUGCUGUUCAUGCCACUUAACAGAUACAGUAGCUGAACUGAGUGUGUUUCUGGUCUUGUCUUGGUUGUCUCCGGAGGCUUGUAUAUUACCUUGUAGGUGGUGAUGUUUCCAAGUGGACUCUGGGUGUUGAGUCACUUCAACUCUGUCUUGUUUCAGGCUCUGCUUUGCAGAACAUAGAACAUCUCAUAGUAAAGUUUGGCCUCUAAAUGAGACUUUCCUCAAUUGUACAUGAACAUAACCCAUAAUGGUACUAUACAUCAGGGUGCAAAUACAGAAAGGACGCAUGCAGUGUUUGCGUUUAAAGUUGAAACCUUUCAUCUUUACAAGAGUGGCUUAGAAUGUUGAUGCUUUGUUUCCUGAUUGUGUGCCAGGAAAGACACACCUGUUAAAAGGAGUGAUGCUUACUCAGGUGGAAAGGUCUAUUAUACAGGAACAGUAAACUAGUCACCUGGCCAAGUUAUUGCAUUUCAUUAACCAAAAGUAGUUUUUAAAGCUAAGUUUGCUUCUGGAAUGCUUGGAACCUGGCCUACCUAGGCUUAAAUCCUCUCUGUUAAGGUUUUUGUAAGAGUUGCCACCUGAAAGAACACCUCUGUGAACAAAAGGAAAUGGUGUUAGAAGGGACCUGUUACUCCUUUACUCUUCUGCUGAUGUCAUUGUGUCCCUUGGUCGUCCUCAGAGCCAUCUGAAUUUUUUCUUAUUAUAUCUGCUAUAUUUAGCAAGACGAUACAAACACUUAGAGUUUACAUGGCCACUAAAUUAUUGUGGCAAAAAGAAACUAGGAAAUACAGGGAGGUCUGGGGAAAAGCACCUUAAAAUUUUCCUAUUCCAAGUGUCCAGUAAAGUAAAAGUGAAAUGCAAGAAACAUGCCAAUGGGUCCUUGCACUUAAACAAAUUUUUCUUUUUAAGAAAACACAUUGGCUAUGAAAAGAUUUACUUCUGCAAUAAAAAGUCAGGGUGUCCUUUCUGUUUUUUACCCAGCAAGUGAUAAAGCUUUGCUUGGACUGUUACAUAUGGCAGACAAAAUAAGAGUACGUGCCAGUGUGAUUGCAUUUAAUAGCUAAGUCUCGAGUUCUUGUCCUCAGGUGAUUUGUCCCAUUACUCCAGUUGGUAGUAUUUAGUUUCUUGCCCUUUGUAUUUCUGCACAGAGAUGGGUGAACCGCUACUAGCAUAACAUACAGUGAAAAACUGUUACUUUAGAAACAAAAAAAAAAAUGAAUUAAUGGAAUUCUGCUAUUUAUUGAACUUAUUCUUGGCUAUUGAUAUAAUUGUAUUGCAAGGCAAUUUAAACAUAAGAUUUCUUUUUCCAGUUUAUUAUCCCAUUUUUGUUUAUAUUGGCUCCGCCCAUCCUUGUUUAAAAUAAGGAGAAUGUAAAGCUUUUCAGAAUGGCAUUUUAAUAUAUUUAAAAGCUUAAUAUAUAAGCAUGUGUGCAGCAAUAAAGAGUCUAUUUCAUUA
This is a messenger RNA of Varanus komodoensis (Komodo dragon), 5438 nucleotides long. It is a transcript of the gene ABTB1, whose product is annotated as ankyrin repeat and BTB domain containing 1. The record is from RefSeq and is a predicted model, not a curated record. The transcript is spliced from 12 exons. Gene Ontology annotation, molecular function: protein binding. Gene Ontology annotation, cellular component: cytoplasm; ubiquitin ligase complex. Bases 169 to 1602 code for a protein of 477 amino acids. Lineage: Eukaryota; Metazoa; Chordata; Lepidosauria; Squamata; Varanidae.